AUGUUGACGCUUAUCGUGGGGGCAGCAGCGCUCUUCCUGGCCAUUUCUAUACCAGCGUUGAUACUUGUCUUGCCAUCUCGCUAUGAGAGAAAAAGGCCUACGUCUCCACCCUCCUUAUCGAAGUUAGAAGGUCACAUUCCCGAGCCUCCAUCUGUUCAGAUCGUCGUGCUUGGAGAUAUUGGUCGCAGCCCACGGAUGCAGUACCAUGCAUUGAGUUUCGCAAAACAUGGCGGGAUUGUAUCAGUCAUCGGAUAUGCAGGUUCCAAUGUCCACCCGGAUUUGGCCGAGCACCCUAGAGUUUCCAUCAUACCCUUGGCCUCACCCCCAAGCUUCCUACAAACCCACAACAAAUAUCUGUUUCCGUUCCUUGCUGCUUUGAAGCUGCUGCACCAAACAUGGUGCUUAUGGCUUGCCUUGGCAUAUCACUCCAACCCGGCGCAAUGGAUGUUGGUUCAGAACCCACCCACUGCUCCAACUCUGGUGAUCGCGCAAAUUGUUUGCAAACUUCGCAAAACCCGGCUUGUUAUCGACUGGCAUAACUUUGGGUACUCAAUCCUGGCGUUGAAACUGGGUGAUAGUCAUCCGAUGGUCAAGAUAAAUAAGUCCCAUGAAGCCACCUUUGGUCGGUUCUCUUCCGCCCAUUUUUGUGUAAGCAAUGCCAUGGCGCGGCAGCUCCGUGAUGAUUUAAAGAUUAAAACACCGAUUCUCGUUUUGCAUGACCGCCCUCCAUCCAUUUUCCAGCCUUUUCAAAGCGACAUGAAAAGGUACAAGUUCCUAUCAUCUCUCUCGGAGACAUCUGAAUUCGUUGCAGAUAUGAAGGCGGGAAGGUGCCGCCUUCUUGUCAGCUCAACUUCUUGGACACCAGACGAAGACUUUUCGAUUCUAAUCGACGCCUUAUGCCGUUACUCAGCCAUGGCUUCCACAACAAACCUUUGUCUGCCGCGGCUGGCUGUCAUAAUAACUGGAAAAGGCCCCCAGCAGCAAAUGUACCUUUCCCGAAUUGCCAAAUUAAUGGACCAAGGAAAGCUUGAAAAAGUGACAAUUCAAUCGACGUGGUUAAGUUUAGAAGAUUACGCUCGGCUCCUUGCGAGUGCUUCCCUAGGCGUAUGCCUCCAUACCAGCAGCAGUGGUGUUGAUUUACCUAUGAAAGUUGUUGAUAUGUUUGGAGCUGGGCUCCCCGUGGUUGGCUGGAACCAAUACGAGGCGUGGCCAGAACUGGUAACUGAGGGAGUCAACGGCCUUGGGUUUGGGAGCACUGAUGACCUGGUUGCUCACCUCGUUGAUUUAUUUGGUGCAAACGGGGAGAAACUCUGCACUCUUCGUCGAGGUGCACGCCGGGAAAGUGAACGGCGAUGGGACGACGAAUGGGACCCAGUCGCUGGAAACCUAUUCGGACUCCCUUGCAAAUUCCAGCCAGGUAUUAGCUCUCAGAGUGCCUAG
Molecule: messenger RNA, 1440 nt
Organism: Blastomyces dermatitidis ER-3
Lineage: Eukaryota; Fungi; Ascomycota; Eurotiomycetes; Onygenales; Ajellomycetaceae
Product: beta-1,4-mannosyltransferase
Exons: 3
Coding region: 1-1440 (479 amino acids)
Cellular component (GO): endoplasmic reticulum
Molecular function (GO): mannosyltransferase activity
Source: RefSeq, a predicted model, not a curated record